Messenger RNA from Salvia hispanica, 1539 nucleotides. NCBI's taxonomy places the organism in Eukaryota, Viridiplantae, Streptophyta, Magnoliopsida, Lamiales, Lamiaceae. The record is from RefSeq and is a predicted model, not a curated record.
UCUCAAAACCGACUCCAAACGCCAAAUUCAACGUCUUUCUCUCUCCUAUCUCAGAUCUCUUCUUUCUGUAUUCGCACAAUACCUGCAUUUAACUAUUCAUUCUCCUUCCCAAACCCUAGCCCCAAAUUGAAACAUCUUUCAUCAUUCACCGCCUGAUUUCCCGCUCCAUUGAUUCCCCCAACAAAAGCUCCAAACUUUCAAUUGGAGGAGUAAUGGUUCACAUUUGUAAUGGAAGCCAGUAGAGUAGCUCUCAACAAUGCUGAUGGCGACACAGAAAAAUCCAGCUCCGGAGACGGACGGCCGCCGAUUCCCAACUCUAUAGCCGGCCGAGGAGCCUACCGACACUGCCUGGACUCAGGCGGCACGCCUCCUUUGAGCGCUAAGUCCCUUGUUCGCCAUCCCUCUUUGCAGGUGAAAAGUAGGGCAUCAGAAAUUGCGUUUGAACCAAGACUUAACCUAGAUGAUAGUGAUGCUGAAUAUGUGCCUCUUCUCCGGUCGGGAGCAUGGGCGGAUGUUGGCUCUCGCUCAUACAUGGAAGAUGUAUAUGUUUGUGCAGACAACAUGAUGAAUGACUAUGGUUUAAGCGGCUCUAGUGAGAGUCCCAGUGCCUUCUAUGGGGUUUUUGAUGGACAUGGAGGGAAACAUGCUGCUGACUUUGCGUGCUAUAAUUUGCCAAGGUUCAUUGUUGAGGAUGGAGAUUUUCCGCAGGACAUUGAGAGGGUACUGUCUUCGGCAUUUUUACAGACGGAUGCUGCUUUUGCAGAAGCUUGCUCCACGGAUGCAGAUCUUGCUUCGGGCACCACUGCUUUGGCAGCUCUGGUGAUUGGGAGGUCACUGGUGGUGGCGAAUGCUGGAGACUGCAGAGCAGUACUCUGUCGAAGGGGUAAAGCAAUUGAGAUGUCGAGAGAUCAUAAACCAGUGUGCUUGAGGGAGAGGCGUCGUAUAGAAGCCUCGGGAGGUUAUGUAUACGACGGCUAUCUCAACGGGCAGCUAAAUGUUGCUCGUGCAUUGGGCGACUGGCACAUGGAAGGAUUGAAAGGUGAUGAUGGCGGACCACUUACAGCAGAACCUGAACUCAUGACCACGAUGCUUACCGAAGAAGAUGAGUUUCUCAUCAUCGGGUGUGAUGGCAUGUGGGACGUGUUUCUGAGCCAAAACGCUGUGGAUUUUGCUCGUAGAAGACUCCAGGAGCACAACGACCCCUUGAUGUGCAGCAAGGAUCUCGUGGACGAAGCUUUGAAGAGAAAGAGUGGAGAUAAUUUAUCGGUGGUCGUGGUCUGCUUCCAGCCGGAGCCACCGCCCAAUUUGGUGGUCCCUCGUGGAAGAGUGCAUCGGAGCAUCUCUGCUGAAGGUUUGAAGGAGUUGCAGAGCUUCUUGGAUGACUUAGAUAUUUGAAGAUUAGAGAUUAGAUGGUUGUGGCAUCUUCCUCACUUCAUCUUUUUCUUUAUUAUUCUUGCUUGCUUAUUGUUGAGAGAGGAUGUAGUUUCCAACUGUAACAUAUGCGGCUACUGACAUUAGCUUUCCCUUUUUCCACUUUCA